AUGGCUGUGCCCACCGAACCCAUCGAUCUGCUCUGCGGUUGGCCCAACCCCGCGCUCCUCCCCGCCCCAGAUCUCCUCCGCUCCGCCACUACCGUGCUGACCGACCCCUGCAUUGCCCACGCCGGUCUGCUGUACGGCCCCGAUGAGGGCUAUGAGCCUCUUCGUGUCCACAUAGCCAAGUGGCUGGAGGGCUGGUACCAACCACGCGAGUCCAUCCACCCCCACCGUAUUUGCAUCAGCGGCGGGGCCAGCCAGAACCUCGCCUGUAUCCUCGCCGUCUUUACCGACCCCCUAUACACGCGCAAUGUCUUUAUGGUCGAUCCAACAUACCACCUGGCGGGCCGCAUCAUGGAUGAUGCAGGCUUUGCCGGGCGAGUACGCGGGGUACCGGAGGAUGACGAGGGAUUCGAUCUGGAUGUCUUAAAGAAUGGGCUCCACGAGGCCGAGGAGAAGGCUCAAGCGGAAGGAAACACGGAACCGAAAUUGAAACCUGUCCGACCGUGGCGCAAAAUCUACAAAUAUAUCAUUUACGCCGUUCCGACAUUUGCCAACCCUUCCACCAAGAUUAUGUCCCUGCAUCAUAGGGAACAAUUGGUCCGGAUAGCUCGCAAAUAUGAUGCACUUCUGGUAACGGAUGAUGUCUACGACUGCCUGCAGUGGUCUGCGAUCCGCGGGGAGAAAGCCCCUGAACACGCGUGCAUGCCCCGACUGGUGGACGUCGACCGGUACUUGGACGGGGGUCUGGCGGAUGAAUGGGGCCACGCGAUUAGCAACGGCAGCUUCAGCAAACUGAUCGGACCCGGGGCCCGCACCGGGUGGGCGGAGUCAACGGAAAAGGUUGCCUUCGGAUUGUCCCAAGUAGGAUCGUCUCGGUCUGGUGGAGCUCCUUCACAAUUAUGCUCCACCAUUAUUGAUCAACUACUACCCUCGGGCUUCCUGAAAAAACACAUCUCGCAGGUACUGCAACCCGCAUAUGCAGAGAGGUACCACGAUCUCUCGGCUGCCAUUCAGGAACAUCUGGUUCCCCUUGGAGUGAAGGUCGCGACACCAUCUACGAAUGUUACCGGUGGGUAUUUCAUUUGGAUUACCCUACCUCCCCCGCUGCGCGCUGUAGAUAUCGUGGAGCGGGCCCAGAAGGAACAAAAUCUGCGUUUGGCGCGUGGCGAUCUUUUCCAGGUGGCGGGUGAAGCGUCAGGUCCGGCGGAUCGCUUUGGAGACAAACUUCGCCUCUGCUUUGCGUGGGAAGAGCCGCGUCACCUGACCGAGGGAGUGCGUAGGCUCGCACGCGUCCUGCAGGCCGUCGUAUAG
Penicillium cinerascens is the source of this 1308-nucleotide messenger RNA. Its product is annotated as aminotransferase-like domain-containing protein. The transcript is spliced from 3 exons. Lineage: Eukaryota; Fungi; Ascomycota; Eurotiomycetes; Eurotiales; Aspergillaceae. The record is from RefSeq and is a predicted model, not a curated record. The coding region runs from base 1 to 1308 and encodes 435 amino acids. Gene Ontology annotation, molecular function: L-2-aminoadipate:2-oxoglutarate transaminase activity; pyridoxal phosphate binding. Gene Ontology annotation, biological process: biosynthetic process.